CACCACGCGACAGGUAAUCGGCGCCAUCUGCAUCGCCGAGGAUAAGGGUGACACGAGGGCCAAGCCUAGGUCCAGCCAAACUUCCAAGUUCAACGACCUUCCAGUUUCUGGGUUCUCUUAAGCCCCUCAACAAUCGGCAUUAUGUUUGAGUAGAAUCCCAGACAACGCGGAUGCAACACAUUGCGGCAGCGCGGUAAUACGCCCUUUCCUCUUUUAUCGGAGGGCCAACCGCCGUUGUCUCCUAUCUUCCUGUCAUCGCCCGCGCCUUCCCGGUUUGGCCGGCGCCCUUGGGCUUUCUCUAUAGACCAUGGACAAGAUCCACCUUCCAGAGGCCGUCGCAGCGUCGGUCUCGCCCCCGAUUUUUAGCAAUGUCAGCGCCUGGCAUAAUUUUACCGCCUGGACGGCCCAGCAUCUUGGUCUGGCAAUGAACAUGUCCAAACUGGCGCCGUCGCUGGAAGAUCUUGUUUGGGCGGGGCCGAGAAUGGUCAUGCGGCUUGGGAGACUGGGCUCUUUUAUUUCGUUUCCAGAUGCCAUUGACGGCUUCGGCCAUCGAGUCAUACCCGAUCCUACCGAUACCGACAUUUUCUCCUCGUCAACCGUGGCCGCGGGCAACCUCGGAACGCUCACCGAGUCAGCAUCAGCCGCGUCGACCGCUUCUCUGGCCGCCGCCGCCCAAGAUCCCAACGCCUUUGUCUCGCGAUUCUCGAUGGAGGGUGCAAAGGGGAUAGGGAGUGUUUUUAGCUACGCGACAAGCAAAUGGGCGCUAUGCUGCAUCGCUAUGGCUAUAAUCUUCAACCGCACCCAUAUCUUCGCUGCGACCCGUAGAAGACUACGCCUCCGAUGGCCCGUCCGCCUGCUGCUCCGGAUUGCGCCCAUAGUCCUUCUCCUCUUACAAUCCCGGAGGUUGCUGCAGUCGAUUCAGUGCCAGACAUCUCCUGAUUUUGCCGAGUUGCGCUGGGGCAAUGCGAGCAAGAGCUCCGACCUGAUGUUCGCCCAGGUGAAUGGCUUUCUCCACGGGAUGAGUUCAUCCUUGCUGCUCGGGGCAAGUGACCAAGACUCUUGCCGCUCCGUACGGAUGGUGCCGUGGGAUAGCCGGGAUCAGCCGGAACUGGUGGGCUCUCUCUCUCGGCUCUGGCCCCUUUUUGGGACCUUUUGCCUGAGUCAGUUCAUCGAAGUUCUCUCAUGCGCCGUUCAAGGUCGGCCCGUAGCUGCCGAGACGGGCAUGACGCUAUUCGAGCAUUCGCUAGCGUUUGCCGAAGCUGAUGCUGCUAUCAGUAACCAAUUGGGAUGGGGAUUGUUCGCCGGCGGCAACGCUACUUCGCAGGAGGCGUUGGGACCCAAGAUCGCCGUUACCCGGUCCAUGAUCAUGAAGCGGGUCAACACGCCCCCCGAAGUCCUACUGGUUGCGUUUUUAUCCUCUAUGAGCCAUGUCACCAGCCAUGUCCUUGGACUCUUCAACCUCCAGUCCAAGUUUCGGCUCGUCAGUACCGGCUUUUGGGGGCUCUGCUUCAUGGCAAGCAUUGUUUGGAGCGCCCUUACCUUCUCGGUUGACGACCCCUCCACCCAGGGGUUGUUGAGAUACCCGACCGUUUGCAUUAUUGGAUUCAUUCCACACAUUCUGAUCCUGACAGGGAUUUACGCGUGCGGUAUCGUUUACGCCAUGGCGCUCACACUUUCGGCCCUCGCUCUCCCCGAGCAAAGCAGCGAUGGUGAACGGCUUACCUUCAAGCAACGCCUUAUCCGCGCCCACGGAAACAUGCAAGCAAAUGUGUCCUUGUCCGAUAUCCGUAUCCGGAUGGACAUGGACUUCUACACUGCCCUUCUUCGGGCCGGCUUCGGCGCCAUCACGAUGGCGAGCGAGGCCGUCUACCUGAACGAAGACCACCGAGUGAACCUGAAGCGCUUCACCUGGCUAGAGGACGAGAGGUUUCGGGAGAUGGAGGGGCUCAGAAUGCAGUGGCUAGGAGGCGGCAUACCUGGUUCGCGGUUCGACUCGGUCGGAACCAUCGGCCUCGUGCCCGUGAAAGACGGACAGGCAAAUGCCACCAGCGGGUAUGCGAGAGAGCGAGCCGCGCAGCAGAUCCCGAAGAACACCGUAUCUGCAAGGAGAAUCCGGGACGGCGUUGGGGCUGCAGAAAGGAGUUCCCGUUGGCUCAUGGCAGUUGAAUACGUGUUGCAUAUCGGCCGCCUGUUGCUCGUCACUUGGGCACUGCUUACCGUGAGGACGAUCUCCUUUCUCGGUGUGCGGACCCCGCCUCGGUGGCUCCAGGGUCUGUCACAGAGACCCAAGUCCGAAGCCCCAGUGAGCAAGAAGCACAAUCGCGUAAAUAGUGGGCUGAAUGUGGAUGUCUUGUCGCCUGGUGAAGGGAAAGUGUUCUUUGCCAUUCCUCGGACCGAUCGAGUCGAUGUGGAGGCCGAGCUGCGCCUUCGGAUGGAGCGCAAUAACAUCAUUGAUAGCGCAGGCGGGGAGAUACCUCCUGUUGAUGAGACCGAAGUCGACUCGAGGCUUUACAGCUACUUCCUCAGGGGCGGCUGGUGGGGUGACACAGACUCAAGCGGCGAUUACUCUCCGCCUUCCCGCCAUAGCGCCAACUCAGAGGAUGCGGAGGACAACGAUGCAGACUUUGACACGACCAGCAUCAUCUCCACGACCGAGACUACCGAUGUAAACAGCGAAUUCGACUGGGAAUCCGAUAAUGGGAACGGAACCGAGAUCGAUAACGACCAGAGCGGCCAGCGCACGCCAACCCAGCGAAGCCCUGCGCCCACACCAUUCUCUUUCGCGUCAGCCGUGGCCUCGGCCCGCGCCUCCCGGGAAUCAACUCCCGUCUUUGACAGCCCCAUCGCAGCCGCCGACCUCGCCCGUCUGCUCCAUCCGCAGAGCCCCGAAGACCGCGAUGAAGCCAUUGCCCUCGCCGCCCAUCUUACCAGCGGAGGGAUUAUGACCCGCUCACGCUUCAAGCAACACGUCCAACGCCAGCGGGCGCAGGUGCUGCUGAGUGGCGCCACCGGCCGCCCAAACCCUCGCCAUCCAAACCGGCCCCUGGAGAAAAUGACGCCCGAAGAGGAGGCCCGCGUGCUCGAGCAGCUACUGCUCUCGCGCCGCGCUGCAGGCAAAUCUGCUGGUUCUGCGCUUGAAUCCUCAUCAUCAACAACAAGUGGUGCUGCAUCGGCGCAGGGUACCUGGGCGACAGGUGCCGCCGGCCUGGGCCCGGACGGGCCCCAGUGUGUCGUCUGCCAGUGCGCGCCCCGGACCAUCAUCGUCUGGCCGUGCCGGUGCCUGAGCUUGUGUGACGACUGUAGGGUGUCAUUGGCCAUGAAUAAUUUUGACAAGUGUGUCUGUUGUCGGAGGGAGGUGAUCAGCUUUAGUCGGAUUUAUGUUCCGUGAGGGUGUUUUCCCUGUUGUCGGGUUUGGUGCUCCUUGGGGGUAAACUUUCUGUUGUUUUGCAUGGCAUCGCAUGGCAUGGUAUGGGAACUGGCGGGUACACUUCUGCCUUCUCUGAUUGUGUGCUUAUUUAUCGUUCUAUGUCUUUGUAUGGUUGAUUUCGUCAUGUUGAUGAUGCUAUUUUGCGGGAUGGCGUUUGGAAGGAGGCAUACUGUUGUCAGGAACGGGGCUUCGCUUGAACACAAUAGAUAUGGAGGCUAAAGCUAAAUCAGUUGCAACACCAAUGCUAGUCAACAGGGUUGUCCUAGACUUCAACAUCACAAUAAUAUGGGCUUGGCCUCUUUUAGAGCGUUAUCGGUUGCGGUGAUUGAACCCGCUGUUGCUUUCGCAGAUCAGAUCAGAAAACGGGCAACGG
Messenger RNA from Canariomyces notabilis, 3800 nucleotides. RefSeq lists its product as uncharacterized. Gene Ontology annotation, biological process: protein ubiquitination; ubiquitin-dependent protein catabolic process. The transcript has a single exon. The coding region runs from base 308 to 3388 and encodes 1026 amino acids. The record is from RefSeq and is a predicted model, not a curated record. Gene Ontology annotation, molecular function: ubiquitin protein ligase activity. Lineage: Eukaryota; Fungi; Ascomycota; Sordariomycetes; Sordariales; Chaetomiaceae.